Molecule: messenger RNA, 1050 nt
Organism: Botrytis deweyae
Lineage: Eukaryota; Fungi; Ascomycota; Leotiomycetes; Helotiales; Sclerotiniaceae
Exons: 2
Coding region: 1-1050 (349 amino acids)
Source: RefSeq, a predicted model, not a curated record
AUGUCACAAACCAGCAUCAAGGACGUAGUUUCUCGGGACGGAAAGCAAGAGCAGUGCAAUGUCGGUCUUCCAACUCGACAACGGGCCGAAAAUACCACACGAAAUAAAGUAGUGUGGCAAAAAAAUAUUCUUCCUGGGGGUAGAGUCGAUUGGGUUAUAGUUGGUUUUAGUGCACCAGCACUCAUCGAGAAGAAGGUUGAUGCCAGGGAGAUUCUUUCAGGGAGAAAAAAGAAGAAUUCGGGAGGUGUUAUCGUUGCCGCGGUUUCAAUCGAGCUACCAAGUACAAUUGAGAAGGGUGCACCGGAUCUGCUUAUUGGAGAUGGAGGUUCAAGAGAAAUAUGUAAAGAUCAGGUGGAGAAAGCGGAAGCGAUUACAAUGAAGGCUACCACCGAAGACGCAAGUACCCUCGAGAACAAGAAAACAUCUGGGCACAGUUGCGAAGAAAUAAAGUCUGGAGAGACUUCUGAGAAUCAUGAGGAGUCUGAAGGGAGAAUGACUGUUUCAGCGAAUGGAGGCAGCCCGAUACCAUUCGAAGACAGUAGCGACGGCAAAGCUCCACACACGACAGUGGAACUCUUCAAGCCUCAAAGUUAUGAAAGUUCGGUGGCACAUCGUAACUUGCCUAGUGUUUCCGGAAGAGAAAGUAGAGACCUCGAGAGGGAGAGUAGAGAUUUAUAUUUGAGAAUGCAGAGCGACCAGGAGCCCAGAGCCACAUGGUCAACUUCAAGCCCAAAAAGACGACUAAGCAAUUCUCAGUCACGAGUUUCAUCACCCACGUCAACCUCAGCGAGGAGACCACAUCCUGCCGAAAUCAUAAAAUCAUUCCGAAGCAGUGUAUCUACGAGUUCGAAUAGCCUUAGAGCGGUGUACUCUCCUAUCUUCAAUACACAAAAUUCGAAGGCACGCCUUACUACCUCAAUCUUGCCAAGAACCAGCCAACCUAUAACGAGAAGACCCAAAACGACAAUUACUGUCGCUUCAAGAAUGAUAACACAUGCGUUGGGUGUACGAGCGGUCCCUAGAGUGCCAGAACCUGAGGUAGAAUUUUAG